Messenger RNA from Hylaeus volcanicus, 4396 nucleotides. RefSeq names its product serine/threonine-protein kinase OSR1-like. Lineage: Eukaryota; Metazoa; Arthropoda; Insecta; Hymenoptera; Colletidae. The record is from RefSeq and is a predicted model, not a curated record. Gene Ontology annotation, biological process: protein phosphorylation. The transcript has 11 exons. Gene Ontology annotation, molecular function: ATP binding; protein serine/threonine kinase activity. The coding region runs from base 574 to 2433 and encodes 619 amino acids.
UGAAGGAAGAGUGGUUGCUGAUGGUUGGUCUUUGGAAUGAUUCAUGGAAGAACGUGGCCUAGCGUGAUUUCCCUGCUUUUUUUAUGGCAAUAUUCAUGACAAUGAAACGGUUUAAUAGCCGUUACGGUUGCUCGAGUUAAUAACCAAUUGACCCUCGACCGCUCGAGCAGAGGUUCCAUUGAUGAGGAGCGCCGUUAGCGAAAACUCGAACGAUAGGCAGGUUGAAAUUUUCAUUUGUUUGUUCGUCGCCUUCUCUGGAAUACUCUGAAGGAAUUGGCGACGGUGCGAGAACCUUUGUUCGAAAGCACGCCUAUAAGAGCGCACGUUUAUCAUCGUUUAAUUCAGAAUCAAAUUGUUUGUUUGUUGAAACGUGUACGCCACUUGACUCUGUCUCGAUGCAAAGUCAUUUCAAUAAAUCUACAUGGCGUCGAGAAAAUUCGUGUCAGUAAUGAUCCGUCUAUUCAAAGAAACAUGUGAUCAUCGGGAACGAUAGAUUCGUUGGAAUGGAAUAGUGCUUUCGCGAUAGAGGCUCGUAAGGCUUCAAGGAGAAACGUUUGUCCAAUUGCAGGCGGCAUGAGGCAACGCAAAACCACUCUUGGCGCCGCGGCGCCUAUAUCCACGGAAGAAGAGAGGCUGAAGUUCCAAGACAACAGGUUCUUGACGACUUUGGUGCUAGGCAGAAAUAGAAAAAUUUCGCCCGACGUCCUGCCCUCCUGUUCCCCAGGGAUCUUCAGACAGAAGUCCUUCCGUUCCUCGACGCCUCCAAAGAGCGCCGCGACGAGCGUCGACGUUCGCGCAGGCGUCGAUACGAGAAGUCCACGUGAGCCUAAAACACCUAACAAUAGCGUUCGCAGCAAGUGCGGCGUGUUACUGCUCGCGCGGGGCGCCCGAGGUGCCAGCAAGCACGCGCGCCUUGGCACGGCACUGGCGAACAAAAUGGCGUCCUCAAGCUCCACCACGGUCGUGCAGGGCUGGCCGAACACCAAGGACGACUACGAGCUCAAAGAGGUUAUUGGAGUGGGUGCGACCGCGGUAGUACACGCAGCAUUUUGUAUUCCACGGCAGGAAAAAUGCGCGAUCAAGAGAAUAAACUUGGAGAAAUGGAACACGAGCAUGGACGAGCUUCUGAAAGAAAUACAGGCUAUGUCCUCCUGCAAUCACGAAAACGUCGUCACAUAUUACACAUCGUUCGUGGUGAAGGAGGAGCUCUGGCUUGUUCUCAGGUUGCUGGAGGGUGGUUCGCUAUUGGACAUUAUCAAACAUAAAACGAGAACUACUAAUUGCAAGCAUGGAGUGUUCGACGAGGCAACGAUAGCCACAGUGUUGCGAGAGGUGCUCAAAGGCCUUGAAUACUUUCACAGUAACGGGCAAAUACACAGGGACAUAAAAGCCGGUAAUAUCCUACUAGGAGAAGAUGGCACGGUGCAGAUCGCUGACUUUGGCGUCAGUGCUUGGCUCGCAACGGGUCGAGACUUAAGCAGACAGAAAGUCAGACACACCUUUGUGGGUACACCGUGCUGGAUGGCACCAGAGGUCAUGGAGCAGGUGAGAGAGGACCACGGCUACGACUUCAAAGCAGACAUUUGGUCGCUAGGCAUCACCGCGAUUGAAAUGGCCAGUGGCACAGCCCCGUACCACAAGUAUCCACCCAUGAAGGUGUUGAUGUUGACGCUGCAGAACGAUCCACCGACCUUGGAUACCGCCGCCGACGAUAAGGAUCAAUACAAAGCGUACGGCAAAACAUUCCGAAAGAUGAUCGUCGAUUGUUUACAAAAGGACCCGACCAAGAGACCAACAGCGACAGAGUUGCUGAAGCAUCCCUUCUUCAAAAAGGCGAAAGACAAGAAAUACCUGCAACAAACCUUGGUAGCCAUUGGUCCCAGUCUCGAGACCCGCGUGCAGAAGGCUUCGAAAAGACAACCUGGCACGUCUGGUCGUCUCCACAGGACGGUCACAGGCGAGUGGGUUUGGUCCUCGGAAGAGGAAGAAAGCGGCGCGUCCAGCGGCGACGAAGGCAAAGAGACUCUGCCAGUCAACACAAUCGAGAAUCCCAGUAGCGAGGAGGAACCUGACGAAGAGUUCUAUGGGCAAGUGAAAUCGGCGCCAAGUCAACUUGUUGUGCAAGCCACCGAGCAGAAUGUUCCCAUAAACUUGGUGUUAAGAUUACGAAACCAGAAACGAGAGCUCAACGACAUUAGAUUCGAAUUCGCUGUCGGCGUAGACUCUGCAGAAGGCAUCGCAGCAGAACUAGUCGGAGCAGGCUUAGUCGAUGGCAAGGACAUCGUUGUAAUAGCGGCGAAUUUACAAAAACUAAUAGACAGCGCUGGCCAGUUGCGGACAGUAACCUUUUCAUUGAACUCUGGUCACGCAGCCAACGAAGUGCCAGACGACAAAGCGUUAAUAGGAUUUGCUCAGAUCUCCAUCACUGAUUAAACAAACCUCCACCUCGCAUUCUGAAGUCUCAGGAUACCAUUCUUAACCAACGUUCAGAGAAUGGAAAGUGUCAAAAGCUCGUCGGUACUAUCCCCGAUGGCUGAGAACAGCCAACAAGGGGACAGCUCUAGAAAUCUUACGAAUUCGUAGCACAUUUUCUGUACUACUGCUUUCUUACUUUUUUUUUUUUUACAGCUUUUGCUACUUUCACUUCUCCCAAAGUUUCAGUAAAAGUGCGACAGAGCAUUAGACAAAUGGUAUAGGUAUACCAUAGGUCAGUUGCAACAGACAGCUUAAAAGUGUACUCGAAGCCCUGUACAGACAAUUGAUCAGGAAAAAAAUGCGAGUUUGCGAACGUAGGUCAUCCGAACAACUCCCAAAUUUUGUUUAAUCUUCUUGUUACCCAAAGUACCAAUGCCCUUGUACGCACCUUUGCGUACGAAGCAAAUGAAAAGCAUUUUCGAUAGAUACUCGAAGUAAUCGAGUUCAAGUUCAGGUAUCCGCGUUAUUAUUAAAAAGUUGAUAACAUUAAACAUCAUUUUAUUUGGUGCGAUGUAAUUACAGAACGUAACGAGAGAGUUGAAUCGAAUUUUAACGGCUGUACUCGAACCGUUUGCGAACCUGAUUGUGGUUUCACGCAUGCCUUUUAUGCACGCAUAAAACAUGGGACAAGAGGAACAGUAUCGUCCGUACUGGCUUAAAUGUCCACUUGCUCCAAUCAUUAAUGGCUGUAGUUCCAUAUAUUCUCAAUCUAUAUCACUAUAUCACUCAUAUUACAUUAAUUCCCUGUAAAUAUUAGUAAUCGAAUCGUUUGUUAAGUUUACCAUUCUAUAAGAACCACGUCCACAGUUAAUUUCAAAUAACUAAGCAAACGAGUGGGAAAAAUUGUUCGAGAGGUGCUUAAACAUCUGGCUUACUUAUUUGAAAUACCAUCCGCGAGCAUACAUUCUUCUACACGGUUAAGGAUUUAGUUGAAGAUAUAGAAACACACGCUGAACAUGUUUAACGCAUUCUGUAUCGAAGCGGUCGUCAAUCUCUUGUAUGAUACAUAAAUUGUUAGCGUAUUUCCUUGUGCUUGGAUGUUACAGGAUUCGUAGAACACGCGAAAGUACUAAUGGAACGUGUUUUGUACUUAAUUAAAUAGAGUUACGAUAGCGGAUUUAUUAUUUUACGGCUUCGUAGAGGCGGACAAGUUGACCGAGAAAAUGUUCCACGUGUCUUAACAAGUUUUAGGAACCCGAGCACACAGAUAUUGUAUACAAUUGUAUUCCAACACAACAUAGAAUUGUUUAUAUUUCGAUUAUUUAUGCGCGUUAAAAAUAUUUGUUGCGGCGUUAACCCUUUGCACUUUACAGACUUUGGCAGUUUUCAGAUGGAAUCGUUCGAAUCACCAAAAUCACGAAAAACUGUUAAACAUAAUCGAUCGCCUGAUCUGAAAUACAAAUUAAAUUUUGCAAAGGGUUCAGGGAUAGUGUUAAAAAAUUUUAACGCGUGACAACUUAAUGCUGGUUCGAAUUGCGAUUAAAAAAGAACUAAGUCAAUCGAGCAAAUUAUUGUGAUUAGGUUACUUCGAAUUAACGUGAUUCUGAUAUUUAUCGAUUCGAGGUUGAGACCACCGACGUAAAACGAUAAAGGAAACAAAUAUUUUUUCGCAACGUUAGGGAUUGAUAACGAGAAACAGCUAUCCGAAAAUAAAUCUGUUCGAUCGAAUAUUUAUUGCUUGAAGAAGAGGGUUUCGUGAAUAAAGUCUACGAUUAAUCUUAUGGUGAAACAUUCUUUUUAAUUCUAUCGAGAUUCCUUUAUCUAUUAGCGCGGACUAAUAGACGUUAUUAAUUAUGUCAUCGGCUGUAAUCGAUCUAGAGGCUUGACGCAGUGCUUACCAAUCUUACUGUUUCUUUUUAUUAUAUUGAUAAAUAGAAUAUAUAUAUAAUUAUUUGUUACAAUAAAGAAAUCGAUGAGUACA